Colletotrichum higginsianum IMI 349063 is the source of this 1020-nucleotide messenger RNA. RefSeq names its product Pre-rRNA-processing protein IPI1. Gene Ontology annotation, cellular component: nucleus. Lineage: Eukaryota; Fungi; Ascomycota; Sordariomycetes; Glomerellales; Glomerellaceae. The record is from RefSeq and is a predicted model, not a curated record. The coding region runs from base 1 to 1020 and encodes 339 amino acids. The transcript is spliced from 2 exons. Gene Ontology annotation, biological process: rRNA processing.
AUGGGCUCCAGCACGAGAAAGAAGAAGGAAAAGGCUAAGGACUUUGCGAAGCCAAAGUUUAAGGUCGGAAAGGCCAAGGUCAAGCCUGCCAACUUCACAGACACCAGCUUCAAAGCAAAGUCGAUUGCUAUGGGCCACCAGAAGCUCUCGACUGAAGCCCCUGACAACGCAACCCAGUUCAAGCACAAUCUUUCUCUGGCCUCGACAUCACGGGCAGACAAGCAGCGUAAAGAGUCGCUGGCGCAUCUUACGAGUCAAGUGUUGGCCGACAAUAACCCUGUCGGAACCGCAACAGUGUUGAGCAAGCUUCUGCCCCUUGUCUCUGACGCUUCGGGACCGGUACGCGGCCAGCUGCUGAAGCUUUUCCGGGCCCUGCCCGAGGCAGAAGUCAAGUACCACGCCGAGAAGUGCAUCAUGUACAUCCGUGCCGGUAUGACCCACCUUUCUGCCGACAUCAGCAACGACUCGCUAGCCGUCCUUGAGUGGCUCCUGGACGUCGCUGAGGAUGAGACCGUCAGCUGCCCCGGCGGCUGGGUGAAGACGCUCAACAGCUUCUGUGCCCUGAUGGGCUGGACCGUCAAGACGAACACGGGGUGGUCGACCGCGCCGAAGACGGGCCUACGAACGAAAGACGCGCAGUCUCAUGCCAGGCAAAUCGCCGUCCUGGCCAAGUUUCUCCAAGCUGGGCUCAAGCCUGAGGUCGCUGCGCCAAGCAAUCCCAACGCUCGCUCUGACAAUAUGUACCGCGUGCCUCGGAUACCGAACCCCUUCGCAUAUCUCAACCUUUUCGGCACCCGCCGAGACGAGGAGGCCGAGAUGUACAACGACCGCGAAUCCCGGCAGCGUGUCUUCCACAGGAGGUUCCUGGACUCGUUCGCCCGUGGUGUGGAGCAGGCCAAGAAGGAGGGCGGUACCAUCGGACGAUCGGCAAUACAGAUGGACCAGGCCCUGGCUGAGGGUAUGGGAGGAUAUGAGGCAACGUCUGCUGUUGAGCCUCAAGACCUGCUCGACUUGUGGUGA